CCCUCCGACGCUUUGCCGGAACCUUUCUCUUCGUUCCGGGCCUUUACUCGGAGCAGACAUGGCGGCAGAAGGAGACGUAGAUUUGGACCUGGAGGCGGAGGAGAACUGUACGGGGAAACCCGCAGAGAAGCCCCGCAAACAUGACAGCGGAGCCGCGGACCUGGAGAGAGUCACGGACUACGCGGAGGAGAAAGAAAUCUCCAGCUCGGACCUGGAAACGGCCAUGUCAGUGAUUGGAGACAGAAGGUCACGAGAACAGAAAGCCAAACAAGAGAGAGAAAAAGAGUUGGCCAAAGUCACCAUCAAGAAAGAGGACGUGGAACUAAUUAUGUCAGAGAUGGAGAUCUCGAGGUCUGUGGCGGAGCGCAGUCUGAGGGAACACAUGGGGAACGUGGUGGAAGCUCUGGUGGCUCUGACCAACUGAACAAACUGCAUUUACACACUGGACUGCUUCAAUUGGUUGUUGUUUUUUUAACCAGAGCGCAUCAAGACAAUGAGGCUGAUCUGAACUCACUUGUGGUUUAAUCUUUACCCCAAAUCCCUUUUUCUUUCUUUUUUAAAAUAAAAAGUUGACCUGC
Messenger RNA from Sebastes umbrosus (honeycomb rockfish), 578 nucleotides. It is a transcript of the gene hypk, whose product is annotated as huntingtin interacting protein K. The transcript has 4 exons. Bases 59 to 424 code for a protein of 121 amino acids. Gene Ontology annotation, biological process: negative regulation of apoptotic process; protein stabilization. The record is from RefSeq and is a predicted model, not a curated record. Lineage: Eukaryota; Metazoa; Chordata; Actinopteri; Perciformes; Sebastidae.